CGGAUUCCAGAAGGUGGCUCUAGUCGGGAAAGGAACCAACCCCGGACGGUUCGCCGCCUUUUUCGCUUUACGACCUGGCUUGUCCCCCGCAGCAUGCCGUAGCAGCUGCCCCCUCCCCACUUCCAAGAUGGCGGCGGCCGGUAAUGGCUGCGAGGCUCCCGUGCGGCUGCGGCUCCUUUUCGACUAUCCGCCCCCGGGCAGUCCGGCAUGCGGGCUGUGCUGGCUGCUGCUAGAGCCCAGCCAAGUGCGCCUCAUCACCGACCUGAUCAGCCUCAUCCGGGAUAAGUUCGGCUUCAGCCGCCGCGCCAAACUCAGCCUCUUCCUUGACGGGGCGCUGCUGCCGCCCACCGAGAGCGCUCGCCUGGUGCGGGACAACGAUGCUCUCCGUGUCAAAUUGGAUGAGGUUAUUGGAGAAGACAGUUGUGAUCAACUCACCAAUGGUUUCAGCCAAGUGUCAAAGAAACAAAAACAACAACACUGGCAAAAGUUGGAAGCCAGUGCGUCUGAAAGUGAAGAGGAAGGACAUAGGAAAAGAAAGAAGAGUAAACACAAUUUUGAGCAUUUUUCCAGUCAGGAGGAGGAUGCCAGAACUGUUGUGGAUUCUGUAACACAGAGGAAAAGGAAAAAAGCAGUGAUCAAAAAAGAUUGCAUUGCACACAGCGAGAGCUAUGACGAUACGUCUCAUUUGAAGAAACUCAGGAAAAAAACUGACAGAGAGAAAGAACGGGAGACAGAUGGUGACAAGAAGAAGAAAGCAAGAAAUGUUAAAACAAAGGACACUUCACAAAAGGUCAAAAAGACUUCACUUUUGAGUUGUAGUCAGAGAAGCACAGCAGAAAACACAACAACACAGUCAAGCACAAAGAAAGGUGGAACCUCAAGUGAAUCCUCCACUUCAUCAUCAGACAGUGAUGAUAAUUUGGUAGCUACAAAAGAAAAGCACUUCCACAAAACUAAGGUGGCAUCACAGAAAAUAAACAAAUCACAACUGGCUCCUUCUGUAACAUCUGUUUCUUCUGCUAAACUUGCUGCCAAACAAAAAGACAAGAAUUCUCUUAAGGCAGCAAACAGCAAAAAAGCCAACGUUCAGUACUCCAGUUCGGAUUCACAUUCUACUUCCGGGGAUGAGGAAGAGCAGAAGAGCAGCAACUUGAAAAAUAAACGACCAAAUAAUAACAAAGGAAUUGUGGCAGCACCAGUGACAAGUCCAGCUUCAAAAACCAAACCUAGUACUUCCUCUUCAGACUCUGAUAGUUCAGAAUCUGGGACUGUCACUAUUAAAAAGCCCAAUAUUGUAGCCAGUCAGCCCUUGGGGAGGGAUGGUGGUCAACAACUGCCUGCUGCCACUUGUGGGUCAAGCAUAAGUUUGAGUGACAGUGUAAGGGGGCGUGGAAGAGGAGAAAGCCCCUUUUGGAAAGGUCCCAGGGUUCGUGGCUGUCGUGGUUUGGUCAGGGGUCGGGGAAGAGGGAGAGGUGAAAAUACUAGUUUUUAUUAUAAUUACAAUGAUCAGCAUCACAAAGAGCAACAGUUAAAUGAAGCGGCAACAAACACUUCAAUCAUUAUCCAGAAUCCACUGGAGGCUCCAAAGAAGGACUACAGCAAAUUUCCUCUACUUGCUGCCCCUCCACAAGUAGGAGAGAAAAUUGCCUUUAAGCUUUUGGAACUAACUGAUAAUUACACUCCUGAAGUAUCGGAUUAUAAGGAAGGAAAAAUUAUCAGCUGGAAUCCUGCUAACACAGAACUAGAACUGGAAAUCCUUUCCUUUUCAUCAGUUGCAAAAGAGCCUGGGAAGUUUGAUCUGGUUUACCAGACCGCAGAUGGAGCUGAAACAAUCGAAUAUGCCGUGUCUCAAGAUAAAAAGAUAACUCCAAGUUGGAAUGCACUCAUUGAGCCAAGACUAUUAGUUGAUCCUUCUGAUAAUGAAUCAAGUCCUAAAAAUGGAACCCCUUCAGAUGUGAACAUGCUUGUCCCAGAUGUAAAUAGUUUGUAAAGGCUUUCUUUCUGUUUCUAAAGAGUAUACCUACACUAGUUUUUUUUAAAUAAAGUUUUAUUUAAUGUAACAAGGCCUAAGGAAUAUAAACAAUUUACCAAUUAUCUAAUGUAUUUCAAAAAUUUUCCUCUUAUCAUUAGUUGAUAUUAUAAAAACCUAAGUUGACAUACUUUCUUGACAAUAAAGCUUAGUGGGAAUGA
Messenger RNA from Pogona vitticeps (central bearded dragon), 2190 nucleotides. RefSeq names its product coilin (gene COIL). Lineage: Eukaryota; Metazoa; Chordata; Lepidosauria; Squamata; Agamidae. Gene Ontology annotation, molecular function: U1 snRNA binding; U2 snRNA binding. Gene Ontology annotation, cellular component: Cajal body. The record is from RefSeq and is a predicted model, not a curated record. Gene Ontology annotation, biological process: spliceosomal snRNP assembly.